This is a messenger RNA of Triticum aestivum (bread wheat), 1075 nucleotides long. RefSeq names its product antimicrobial peptides. NCBI's taxonomy places the organism in Eukaryota, Viridiplantae, Streptophyta, Magnoliopsida, Poales, Poaceae. The record is from RefSeq and is a predicted model, not a curated record. Gene Ontology annotation, biological process: defense response to fungus. The transcript has a single exon. Bases 42 to 842 code for a protein of 266 amino acids.
UACUCACACUCCUCAACCUGUUUGAAGCUAGGGCAGCAGCCAUGGGUGUCAAGGGUGGUGGUGUCCUGUGGUGUCUCCUGCUCGCCGGGCUCCUUCUCCUAGCCGUGGCCUGCGCGGCGGAGCGGGACACGGAGAAGGAGAAGGAGGAGGAGAUCCGGUGGUGCAAGGAGGACUGCGACUGGAAGGCGGGGCAGGACACCGGGAAGGCCAGGGAGUGCAAGGAGCAGUGUGAGCGCCGCCGCCACGGCCACGAGCUGCUCCAGGAAGACGGCGACAGCUUCGACAGCUGUGUGAGCAAGUGCCGGGGCCAUGGGGGCUGGUGGGGAAAGGAGCGGUGGGAACGGUGCAGGCAGAUAUGCAGGCAAAGCCAAGAAGGGGAGGGGGGUGACGAGGGCGACAACACCGACGACAGGUGCGAGAGGAUGUGCCAGCACUACCACGACCGCCGGGAGAAGAAGCAGUGCAUGAAAGGCUGCAGAUAUGGCGAGUCCGACCUCCUCAGCUCCGACGACGGCCAUGAACACGGAGACCGCUGCCAAACACAGUGCAAGCGCUUGCGGCCCGGGUCAUACGACAGACAGCAGUGCGUCGAAAAGUGCCAGUGCCAGCAGAAGGAGGACGAGGAGGUGAUGAACCACCACGGCGGCGGUGGCCAUGGCCACGGCGGCAGCAGCUGCGAGCAGAAAUGCCAGCAGCGAUACCGCCAUGAGUACGACAAGCAGCAGUGCGUGCGAGACUGCAAAAGCGGCGGUGGCGGCGGCGCCGGUGGGCGUGGCCGCGAGGGCGACGAGCGCCAGCACGGCAGGGAGAUGGUGGUCGAAGCCAUCCUCGAGGAGGUGUAGUGUAACGCCUCGCCUCGAUGAAAGUAGCCAGCUCAGCUCUUUCCAGGAUCCUCGACCUUUUUACCGCUCCUGCAUCUUGCUAUGCGUACGUGGUAGGUGCAUGUGUGAACUAGAAUAAAUCGCGGUAACUAGAAAUGGCUCUCUAGCUUGGAGAGAGCCGAUGUACGAGGAAUCAAUCUGGAAAGUUAUGUGCUAUAUAUAACGAGGCUAUGAACUCAUCUGCACCCGGUAAA